Zychaea mexicana is the source of this 1675-nucleotide messenger RNA. RefSeq names its product S-adenosyl-L-methionine-dependent methyltransferase. Lineage: Eukaryota; Fungi; Mucoromycota; Mucoromycetes; Mucorales; Lichtheimiaceae. The transcript is spliced from 6 exons. The record is from RefSeq and is a predicted model, not a curated record. Gene Ontology annotation, molecular function: sterol 24-C-methyltransferase activity. Gene Ontology annotation, cellular component: endoplasmic reticulum. Gene Ontology annotation, biological process: ergosterol biosynthetic process. Bases 107 to 1528 code for a protein of 473 amino acids.
AUCUUGGCUUCCUCUCUCUCUCUCUCCUGAACAACCAUCUCCGCUGACCGAGAAAGAUUACGGCUGUGCGAUGACAAGAUGACGGGCUAUAAAGUAAUACAUUAGUAUGUGGUUUUGUCCCGGGAACGAGCAUUCGUAUCAAGAAGAUAAUGCGCCAAGCUGCGGUCCCCUCCUCCGACGAUCAUUACGGCCGCCAAGGUUUGUGGGUGUAACUCUUGCCAAUAUUGCCAAGAUGAGUACAGCCUUUAUAUAUAUGACAACCACAAACAAUCACCAACUUGACUUCUUCGUCUUUUGUGCCAAUAUUUUUUUAUCAUACCAUAUCAUGUCUUUAAUUCCAACUAACGAACAUAAAGAGCAGAUCCAACAUAUGCGAAGACUACAUGGGGACUUGGUCUUGGACGAAGGCGGCUUCUUUAAAAAAUUAAUGCAAAAAGAUCAGACGUUAAACAAAGAAGCAGCGACAGCAUAUAACAGCAAUUGGAACGAUAACAGCAACAACAACAACAAAUAUGACGACGACAUCAAACAACAGCAACACGAAGACAAUGGUGAGGACUCAGUCAGUCAUCGUCGGGAACAAGCUCAAUCGAUGACGAACGCAUUUUAUGAUCUGGUCACUGAUUUCUACGAGUACGGUUGGGGACAAUCAUUUCACUUUGCCAGACUCUACAAAGGAGACACUUUUGCAGAGAAUAUUAAACGACAUGAAGCAUUCUUGGCCUUGAAACUUGGUCUUAAACAAGGACAACGUGUAUUGGAUGUCGGCUGCGGUGUAGGUGGUCCACUACGAGAGAUUGUAAAAUUUUCAGGCUACGCGCAUGUUACCGGAAUCAACAACAAUGUAUACCAGAUCCAGCGAUGUGCUGCCUAUGCCGCAAAAUAUGGGUUGAGCGACUAUACCGGGUUUGUCAAGGGUGAUUUCACAAAGAUGCCUUUCGCCGAUUGUUCAUUUGACGCCGUGUUUUCCGUCGAGGCUACUGUGCAUGCGCCACGACUUGAAAUGGUGUAUAGCGAAAUUUACCGUGUACUGCAACCGGGUGGACGUUUUGCAUGUUAUGAAUGGUGCACGACGCCCAAAUACAACAAUGACACUAGCGACGAUACGAUGAAGAAUACUCGUAAACAGCACCAGCAACAGCGCCAAGUGAUCCAUGCUAUUGAACAAGGCAAUUCGAUCUCCAAACUGUAUUCCACGCGUGAAUGUCUGGAGGCGUUGAAGUCGGUUGGAUUCAGAGUGAUUGAGCAAGCGGAUUUUGCGCCCGUGGAUGCGGCUACUGUGCCUUGGUAUUAUGCGCUCAAGAGGCCUGAAGGGUUACGUGGCAUAUUGCGAUCGCCAGUGGGUCGGUUUUACACGCAUAGCUUACUGACGGCUUUGAGCAAGUGCAAGCUGGUUCCUCCAGGUGUUUUGGAAACGUCACAGCUAUUGAAUGAUGCUGCUGAUGCGCUGGUUGCAGGCGGUGAAAUGGGAAUAUUUACGCCAAUGUACUUUUUUGUCGUUGAAAAGCCGUUAGAGAAGAAAAAUUAAGCAUGCAUAAUAGGAUGAUUUACUAGUAGUAGUAGUAGUAGUAGUAGUAGUAGCAGCAGAGAUGCAAUUGGUAUUAUAACGUAUACUAGUAGCUACCUCUAUGAAUAAGUUUUUUCUUUUUGUAAUUAAAAUAUGCCCAUAAUCUAC